UUUCCUAUUCCGAUUGAAAGAGGGUUUGUGGUACAAAUACGAUCUGAUUUCAGGCUUGUAUUGUUUUAUGAUUUAUUUGUUCAAGUUUUUUCUUUCUUUCUUUCUCCAAUUCAAAGGAAUUUGACAUAAUGAGUUGGAAUCUCCGCCUUACAGAGGUUUGUCGUAUAAACAAUGGUGCUUCUCCCGGAAGUAGUACUCAGUAUUACCGGGAUUUUCCUCAGCUUGGGUAUGUUACAAUAGAUUAUAAUCAUGAGCCUACGCAAUAUGUUAACAAUGACCUAAUUGUCCAUGAGGAACUAUCAGCCAAAUCAGAUCAUCAAAGGCUGAUGGAGAGAUUGGAAUUAUACGAAUUCGUUGAACAACAAGUUUCUGGAGACGGCAACUGUCAAUUCCGCUCAAUUUCUGAUCAAAUUUAUGGAAGUAGUGAACAUCACAGAUUAGUGAGGGAACAAGUUGUUAAACAACUCAAAUCGAAUAAAGAGUUGUAUGAGGGUUAUGUUCCAAUGGUGGAGUAUGAUGAAUACUUGAAUAGAGUGAGCAAGUGUGGUGAAUGGGGUGAUCAUGUAACUUUGCAGGCUGCUGCAGAUUCAUAUGGCGUUAAGAUAUUUGUCAUUACAUCAUUUAAAGAUACCUGCUACAUUGAGAUUCUUCCACGAAAUCGUCGUCAUCACAAGAUCAUUUUUUUGAGCUUUUGUGCUGAAUUGCACUACAAUUCAAUCUAUCCUGAAGAAGAGUAUCCUGGUGAAGAAACAAGAAAGAAUAAAAAAUGGUGAUGGUGGUGGCCGUCAAUAGGGGUGGACAUAAAUAUCCAACAGCCAAACAAACACUCUUUGGUAGCUAGCUUCUUAUGGAACAGAGCACACCUAUUAGUUUUUUUUUUUUUACACCUUGUAGUUUCUUUCUCCGAGUUAAUUAUAACACAAUUUUGCCAAUUUUGGGUCUUCAUUCUUUAUGUAUAUAUUAUUUUCAUUUAACUUUUGUAGUUAGUUCUUCUAUUAUUAA
Solanum dulcamara is the source of this 1002-nucleotide messenger RNA. RefSeq names its product OVARIAN TUMOR DOMAIN-containing deubiquitinating enzyme 9-like. Lineage: Eukaryota; Viridiplantae; Streptophyta; Magnoliopsida; Solanales; Solanaceae. Gene Ontology annotation, molecular function: cysteine-type deubiquitinase activity. The coding region runs from base 129 to 773 and encodes 214 amino acids. The record is from RefSeq and is a predicted model, not a curated record. The transcript has a single exon. Gene Ontology annotation, biological process: protein deubiquitination.